This is a messenger RNA of Trichoderma gamsii, 1596 nucleotides long. RefSeq lists its product as hypothetical. Lineage: Eukaryota; Fungi; Ascomycota; Sordariomycetes; Hypocreales; Hypocreaceae. The transcript has a single exon. Bases 1 to 1596 code for a protein of 531 amino acids. Gene Ontology annotation, biological process: DNA repair. Gene Ontology annotation, molecular function: DNA binding; catalytic activity. Gene Ontology annotation, cellular component: nucleus. The record is from RefSeq and is a predicted model, not a curated record.
AUGUCGAUGUCCUUCGGCCACACCAUCUUGUCUGUAUUUGACGUGUGGGACGACUCACUAGCAUUCCUCUCUGAAAUAUUGGAGUCUGGCGACGCGCCAAGAAAUGAAUUGCAACAUCUCUUUGACCACAGCCUGACCGGCGGCGCACAAGACUGGCUUUAUCUGAUCGACUGUGCACGAUCAAGGCGAUGCAUGCAAGAUCACGACCCCGAGAGCCUUGACGGUGGCGACAUUCUUACUUUUGUUUGGGAGAUACUGAACGGGUUCUAUGGAGGGUCAUCAGCUGCUGAACCGUGGGGAGAGACUGAUCGCCUGAUUGCGCUCGCCAAAGACUUGGAGAGAGACGUUGAGAUUUCACCGCCUAUGCUUGCUGCCUCGCAACAGGCUCAGGAGACUGUAUCUUCAAGAAGACGGCGCGCCACAAAACCGCGACCAGGAGUAACAUCUCAUUUCUGGACAGACAGGCUUUCAGCCCAAAGUGGCAGCAUAAAGACCGAACAGAGCACGCGUUUGGAUCGAUCUGUACCUGGAUCCGGCUAUCGCCAAUGCAGCCAAGCACGGUUACACGAAGAGGCCGUCCAUCCGAGCACGAGAAACGCCGUUGAGGUCGUUGGUUUUGAAGGUCAAUCUUCAAACCUCCUGUCAUCAUUUGACUAUCUUCGCUUGAAUGACUUAAGGCAGCCUCAUACUAUAUGUAAAUCGGAGGAUGAGAAGAAACCGUCAAGAAAUAGGCUCUCUAGCAAAUCACCUUACUUCCAGCAGCAACCGCCCGCACAAAGAAGUUCCUCAAAGAAGCGGCCGCCAGCAGGUACCAUCUCAUGCAUCCCGUUUCCCCCUCUCGAUUCACCGUCAUUUGGCAUCAUCCAAGAGGAGCUGGCUCAUGACCCGUUCUGGUUACUCAUCGCCAUCACGUUUCUGAUAAAAACCAAUGGAAAAGUAGCUCUACCUGCCUUUCGAAAGGUUAGAGAGCGCUUUCCCGCGCCGGCUGAGCUAUUAGAUCCGUCCAUCGAAGGAGAGCUUCUUGACAUGAUACGCCACCUCGGUCUCCCUAACGUACGGCUGGCGUAUAUCCAAAGAUAUGCAAAGGCAUUUGUAGAAGAUCCCCCAAAGGCUGGCGUACGGCACAGAGUGAGAAACUACGACAAACGUGCCAUCAGUCCUCUAUGGAGAGAUGCCAGCAGCGGCGACUCGGAAGAUCCGGAGAGAUCGCAUCAACUAUCCGAUGGCGGCAGCCAGAAUCUCGAAACGUGGGAGAUCGGACACAUGACUCAGGGCAAGUAUGCCAUCGACAGCUGGCGCAUAUUUUGCCGCGACGAGUUGCUGGGUCGAGCCGAAGACUGGAACGGGAAAGGCCGGGAGCCCGAGUUUCAACCUGAAUGGAUGAGAGUGAGACCGGCGGACAAAGAGCUGCGAGCGUGUCUGCGCUGGAUGUGGAUGCGCGAAGGCUGGGAAUGGGAUCCGGCGACGGGAGAGCGCACGGUAUUGAGGGAGGAGAUGCAAAGGGCUGUGAAUGAAGGGAGGGUUGAGUAUGAUGAUACUGGAGCACUCAGGAUAUUGCCCGGGCCGAGUGAUGGGAAUGACAUGGAGAUGACAUGA